AAGCUGCUAAUGCUAACAUGUUUGCCCUUUGGAGCUCUCACAUUCCUCAAUUGUCUUCACCAUGGCUCUCCUAGACUCCAUUGAGCAUUUCCUUGCCACUCCGAUUCUCUUCGUCUACCAAAUCCUCCAAUGGGCCAUCGAUAAACUGCUUUCUCCUGCCCCUCCUCCCCCAAAUGCACAUCUUAGCAGACCUAAAAUCGCGAUCAUUGGAGCUGGCCUCACUGGUGUUUCGGCAGCGUCUCACUGCGUCGGCCAUGGAUUUGACUGCAGGAUAUUUGAAUCUGGAAGUCGAAAGGCCCUCGGAGGAAUAUGGAGUAAAGUGAACAACACCUCCGGCCUCCAAAUCCACAGCAUUAUGUACCGCUUCCAUCCUUCGAUCAAAUGGAACAAAGGAUACCCCAAUCGCCAGCAGAUCGUCAGCCAAGUCACAGAACUUUGGGAGCGUUACGGUCUGGAGUCGAAGACGAAGUUCGAUACCAAGGUCGACAAGGUAUACAAAGACUCUGAUGGCCGCUGGAUUAUCAACGACCCCGCCAACGGCUACUUCGAUGGUGUCAUUGCUGCCAUUGGCACUUGUGGUGAUCCAAAAAUGGCCCACAUUCAUGGAGAGAGCAACUUCAAGGGAGAAAUCUACCACUCUUCGCAGCUUGAUGGCAAGAGUGCUAAAGGGAAGAAGGUUGUGAUCAUAGGCGGCGGCGCGUCAGCCGUCGAAGCCCUCGAAUUCGUUGCCCACGAAGAUGCUGCCCACACUGAUGUUCUUGCCCGCUCCGAAAAAUGGAUCAUCCCACGCAACCCACUCGUCGACGCCCUUCUCUCCCUCAACAUCUUCGGCAUGGAAACUCUCACAAGCUGGAUCCCCGAGACCCUCCUCCGAAAGCUCUUCUACCGCGACCUCGCCUCUAUCUCUCCACCGCCAGGCACCAAAGGCAUCUUCACCGACACGCCCAUGGUCAACAGCGACGUGCUAGACCUCGUCCGCGCCGGCAAAGCGACCUGGCUACGCGGCGACAUCCACUCCUUCACCGAGACCGGGCUAAAAUUCACCCAGCGCAGCCAGGGCGUCCCUAAAGGCGGGCCAGGCCGCGAUAUGGUCGUCGACGCUGACAUCGUCAUUCUUGCAACCGGCUACCAACGGCCCUCGCUCAACUUCCUGCCCGACGACUGCUUCGAGGAUCCCUAUCAGCCGCCGAACUGGUACUUGCAGGUGUUUCCGCCUGCACAUGUCGACGUGUGCUGUAACAACUGUACCUACGUUAACGCCAUUGGCACCGUCGGUAACUACCAUAUUGGCAUCUAUACUCGGCUGCUGCUGGCAUACCUGGUUGAUCCGCUAGCGAGGCCGCGGGAGCCGCUUAUGAAGAAGUGGAUCGAUAUGACGCGCUGGAUCAAGACUAAAGCACCUGGUGGCGCGUUCGACUUCUUUACGUAUGGCGAGCUGCUUUACUGGUUUGCAUUCACCGUUGCGAUCAACCCGUUUCGAUGGAAGUGGGCUCUCUUUGUCUUCUUUGGCAUUGGUGAUGCACUGCCGAAGCAUAUCGUGAGACGCGAGGACCAGAUCAGGAAUGGAUUGGGCUCGAAGGCUCAUUGAAGGGGCGGUCUGCGAAACAUUACGACGACAUUCGUCGAUAUGACUUAGCGAGCGUUAGCGAGAGCCAGGAGGUAAAGUAAUGAUUUCUAUGGUAGAUAAUAGACAAAACACUUUCAAACUCUUUGGGCCCCGCCUUCUUAGCUCGUUCAAAUUGUUUGAGGUCUACUUCUUACACACUUCCAAUUUUCCUAGGCCUGUCACGACCACCUUAGCAUCAUGAACGCCUUUCCUUUUCCUGGCUCUAUUCGCGGCCUUGUCAGCCUUCACAUUCCCUAUCACACCCUGGUGCCCUGGCACCCAUCGGAAUUC
Mytilinidion resinicola is the source of this 1897-nucleotide messenger RNA. Its product is annotated as FAD/NAD(P)-binding domain-containing protein. The record is from RefSeq and is a predicted model, not a curated record. Lineage: Eukaryota; Fungi; Ascomycota; Dothideomycetes; Mytilinidiales; Mytilinidiaceae. Bases 62 to 1588 code for a protein of 508 amino acids. The transcript has 2 exons.